UUUCCCAUGUUCGUACCACCUCCUUCUCUCUCUCUCCAACACACACCCAUUAACCCAUACACACAACACACAUACCCACCCAAGUCACGACCGUCAAUUCUUUUACAGCCUCUCUCUUCCAUUGGGUCAAAUUUUCAAUCUUCUUGAAAUUUUUCGUACUCCGUCUUACUGAUCAUCGGUCCCGACUUCAAAUUUAAAUUCGUCUUGCAAGUUCCUUGGAGAGAAAGAAACGGAGAUUUUCUUUUGUAUGGGAAAAGAAUGCCGGAUAUGAGAAGUGGAGUUCGGCGAUCAAAGAGGGUGAAUAAUGUCCAGGAGAAUCCUUCUGUUGUGGUUACAACUGUUAGGCCUGGCACAGGAAAAGGCCUGGCUGGUAGAGGCAGAGGUAGAGGAGUUAGAGCUAUGGAUCAAGAAAAUGCCAAACCUCUUGGUGCUGGAGCUGGAGCUGGUGGCCUUGGACGUGGGGGUUUGGACUUGCUAAAAAAAGAGGUUGUUGCCAUUCAGGAUGAGCAGUUGGUUCAGAAAUGUGCAGAAAAAUUAAAUGCUGAGGCGGAGGGGAGCACAAGUCCACUUCCUGAAAGGGUUCAGGUUGGUAACUCCCCUGUGUAUAAGUUAGACAGAAAGCUGGGUAAAGGAGGUUUUGGGCAAGUAUAUGUUGGAAGAAGAGUGACUGGUGGCACAGGGCACGCUGGGUCUGAUGCCUCUGAGGUUGCUUUGAAAUUUGAGCAUCGAAAAAGUAAAGGAUGCAAUUGUGCUCCUCCUUAUGAGUGGCAAGUAUACAGCACUCUUAAUGGGAGCUACGGACUUCCCUUGGUGUAUUAUAAAGGUCAACAAGGAGACUACUAUAUCCUAGUGAUGGACAUGCUAGGCCCAAGUUUAUGGGAUGUUUGGAACUCUAACAACCAGAUGUUGUCGGAAGAGAUGGUUGCUUGUAUAGCAGUGGAGGCAAUAUCAAUUCUAGAGCAACUUCAUUAUAAAGGUUUUGUGCACGGAGACGUUAAGCCAGAGAACUUUUUGCUUGGUCAGCCUGGAACACCUAAUGAAAAGAAGUUGUAUCUUGUUGAUCUUGGUUUGGCUUCGAGAUGGAAGAUUGCAUCUUCUGGUCGACAUGUUGAUUAUGACCAAAAGCCUGAUGUUUUCAGGGGAACGGUUCGUUAUGCAAGUGUACAUGCUCAUUUGGGCAGGACAGGAAGCCGAAGGGAUGACUUGGAGUCAUUAGCAUAUACACUAAUAUUUCUACUUAGAGGGAAACUUCCCUGGCAAGGUUAUGUUGGAGAGAACAAAGGAUUUCUUGUUUGUAAGAAGAAGAUGUCAACUUCUCCUGAGAUUCUAUGUUGCUUGUGUCCUCCUCCUUUUCAACAAUUUCUUGAGAUGGUGACCAAUAUGAGAUUUGACGAAGAGCCAAAUUACUCAGAGCUAAUUUCCCUUUUCAAUGACAGCAUUGGUUCCAAUGCUACACUCCGACCCAUCAGAACCGAUGGAGCUAUCAAGGCGGGUCAAAAAAGGGGGAGAUCACUUGUUGAAUUAGAAGAUGGUGGGCAGCUUAAAAAGAAAGUUCGACUUGGUACUCCAGCCACCCAGUGGAUCUCAGUCUAUAAUUCCAGAUCAUCAAUGAAGCAGAGGUAUCACUACAAUGUUAUGGAUUCAAGAUUACAACAGCACGUGGAGAAAGGAAGAGAAGAUGGUUUGUACAUUAGCUGUGUAGCUUCAUCAGCCAAUUUGUGGGCUGUCAUUAUGGAUGCUGGGACAGGUUUCACAUCCCAGGUUUAUGAAUUAUCUCCCAUGUUCUUGCAUAAGGAGUGGAUAAUGGAACAGUGGGAUAAGAAUUACUACAUCACUUCAGUGGCUGGCGCAUGCAGUGGCAGUGCCUUGGUGGUAAUGUCCCAAGGGGUGGCUUACACUCAGCAGUCCUACAAAGUCAGUGAUAUAUUUCCUUUCAAAUGGAUCAAUAAGAAGUGGAAAGAAGGCUUCUCAGUUACCUCCAUGACCACUGCAGGUAGCAAAUGGGGAAUUGUCAUGUCCCGAAAUGCAGGUUAUCCUAAUCAGGUUGUUGAACUUGACUUCCUCUAUCCAAGUGAAGGGAUUCAUAGAAGAUGGGAAAGUGGAUAUAGGAUCACCUCAACUGCUGCUACAACAGAUCAAGCUGCAUUCAUACUUAGUGCACCCAAGAAGAAAUCACUAGAUGUCGCACAAGAAACUCUGAGGACAUCUGCCUUUCCUUCUAAUCAUGUUAAGGAGAAGUGGUCAAAGAAUCAAUAUAUUGCAUCCAUCUGCUAUGGCAGAACAGCGUCUUGAAGGGCUUGGAAGAAGAAAUUGCACUUGCAUAUCCCUAGCAGGCUGGGCUUUUGAAUGAUUCAGAAAGUCUUGGAGUAAGCAUAGAAGAUGCUUUUUCUUCAUGUUGAGUUGCUUGCGCAAAGAAACAUGCAGGGAGGAGAAGCUUGAAUUGUGCCAGCCUCAAUUCUUUUUGGUCAUGGGCUGUUCAAUUUGGUUCAGUUCCUUAUUAUUGAUGGGGCAUAUCCCCCGUGUUCUUAUUAUAGUUUCAUACGAAUACGAUCAGCAGUUUGCAGAAAACUCUUAAGAGACAGCAAGAGUUUGAAAAGGAUGAGAGAAGUGCUACAGCUCUGUGGGUGGUUUACCUCAAAAAAUUUGCCAGGCUUGUAUCAUUAUCAAUUAUUACUAAAUGGUUAUAAGAAAUCAAUUGAAUCAUCAUUUUAAGAUUU
Messenger RNA from Corylus avellana, 2717 nucleotides. Its product is annotated as casein kinase 1-like protein HD16. NCBI's taxonomy places the organism in Eukaryota, Viridiplantae, Streptophyta, Magnoliopsida, Fagales, Betulaceae. The record is from RefSeq and is a predicted model, not a curated record. Gene Ontology annotation, molecular function: ATP binding; protein kinase activity. Gene Ontology annotation, biological process: protein phosphorylation.